Molecule: messenger RNA, 1311 nt
Organism: Cucurbita maxima (winter squash)
Lineage: Eukaryota; Viridiplantae; Streptophyta; Magnoliopsida; Cucurbitales; Cucurbitaceae
Product: 1-(5-phosphoribosyl)-5-[(5-phosphoribosylamino)methylideneamino] imidazole-4-carboxamide isomerase, chloroplastic
Exons: 9
Coding region: 194-1135 (313 amino acids)
Biological process (GO): L-histidine biosynthetic process; L-tryptophan biosynthetic process
Cellular component (GO): cytoplasm
Molecular function (GO): 1-(5-phosphoribosyl)-5-[(5-phosphoribosylamino)methylideneamino]imidazole-4-carboxamide isomerase activity
Source: RefSeq, a predicted model, not a curated record
CAUCCCUGUCGUCUCUUCCGUAUUGAUUUCCCCAGCAGAGAUUCCACCGAAGAACUUUGGAUUUGAGGUCGCAUAUUUCUCUCUCUAUUCCCUCUGACCUCCUCCAUUGAAGCUCAAGCUCGCUUGCGCCGGCGUCGCACAAUCGCCGCCUGCUACUGUUUCGAAGGCGAGAAAUUAGCUUCAUUAGAUUGAAAUGAAGUUCCAAAGCCUUUGUUCUACAAGAAGUUCCAGUCUCUGUGCGUUUCUCGGAGUUUCGAGCUCUUCUAAUUAUGGAGCCAUGAAGCUUGGAAUCAUUAGAGCGACGACUUCACUAUCUUUCAGAUCCUCAAGAAUGACUGUUUGCGCGGUUAGUUUCCGCCCUUGUAUUGAUAUUCACAAGGGGAAAGUGAAACAAAUUGUUGGAUCAACUCUCCGAGAUUCAGAGCAGGAGGGAUCAACUCUUCUCACCAAUUUUGAGUCAGAUAAAUCAGCUGCAGAGUAUGCAAACUUGUAUAAACAAGAUGGGCUUACAGGUGGUCAUGCCAUCAUGCUUGGAGCAGAUCCUUUGAGCAUAGCUGCGGCCAUCGAAGCAUUGCAUGCCUAUCCUGGUGGCUUACAAGUUGGGGGUGGGAUAAAUUCAGAAAAUGCUUCUCGUUAUAUCGAAGAAGGAGCUAGCCAUGUCAUUGUUACUUCAUAUGUGUUCAAUAAUGGACAAAUGGAUCUUACAAGGCUUAAAGAUCUUGUUCGUAUUGUUGGGAAGCAAAGGCUUGUGCUGGAUCUUAGUUGUAGGAAAAAGGAAGGUAAAUACGCAAUCGUGACUGAUAGAUGGCAGAAGUUCAGCGAUGUAUUUCUCGAUGAGGAAGUACUGGCUUUUCUGGCUGACUAUGCAGAUGAGUUUUUGGUCCAUGGUGUCGAUGUCGAAGGGAAAAAACUUGGCAUUGAUGAAGAGCUAGUGACAUUGCUUGGCAAGUAUUCAUUGAUUCCUGUCACAUAUGCAGGUGGGGUCACAACAAUGGCUGACUUAGAAAGGAUAAAAGAUGCGGGCAAGGGGCGUGUGGAUGUUACCGUGGGAAGUGCUUUGGAUAUUUUUGGGGGAAAUAUGGCAUACAAGGAUGUUGUUGCAUGGCAUGCCAAGCAAAAGGUACCAACAGUUUAGUACCCUCCUGUUGUUUGCUGCAUAAUUUUGUUUACUGCUCUUAACUCUUACUUAGGGAGUGCUUUUUUAGACACAACCCAGAAGUCCGAGUGCCUUGGACAUUCUUUAUUCACCCAAAGAUCUUAACGUUUCAAGUUCCUCAUUAAUCUAAUGUUCUAUGUUAUAUUCAUGUCUGA